AGAGCAGAGAUAUGAGUCCUUCCAAAGUGCUGCUGUUGACCAUCAUUUGCCUGGUCUACCUGGCUACAUUCAGCUCGCCUGCUGUCUUAAGAAACAGAGCUGUUGUUCGAGAGAAGCGAGCAAUGCCAAACUGGAGCAUGUCUUCUUCUGAUUUCUAUGGCUGGGUGGAUGAACUCCGUAGACUGGCUGCUUACGACAAGACAAAUGAAAUGGCCAGGAUCUACUGGGCUCAUUUUCCGAUUGCAUCGUAUUUAGGUUAUGAGGAUCCUGAUGCUGAAGAAUAAUUUAAUCUCUGUUCUUAAUACUGUAUAUUACAUGCUGUCAGGAUAUUUAUGUUACCACUGCCUUAUUUUUAUUCUGUACUUACACAAAUGUAGUUGCUUUCUAAUCCUGAAAUGGCACAAUCAUAACAAGAUGCAAUGUAGGGAAGCAGCGGGGUUAUACAGGACUGCUACGAGAAGUAAAAACUGUAUACUGUGUGUAUAAAUUAUAGCAUUAUACAAUAUAUAUAAUCUGCAAGUAAACACUACAAGUAAAUAGGAAUUUGUCUAUGGCACUUUUAUAUGAUAUUAUGUGUUUAAGUACUUUUUCAUUAAUAAAAAG
Molecule: messenger RNA, 603 nt
Organism: Hyla sarda
Lineage: Eukaryota; Metazoa; Chordata; Amphibia; Anura; Hylidae
Product: otospiralin-like
Exons: 3
Coding region: 12-284 (90 amino acids)
Biological process (GO): sensory perception of sound
Source: RefSeq, a predicted model, not a curated record